Psylliodes chrysocephalus is the source of this 366-nucleotide messenger RNA. NCBI's taxonomy places the organism in Eukaryota, Metazoa, Arthropoda, Insecta, Coleoptera, Chrysomelidae. The record is from the annotation of a GenBank genome assembly.
AUGGCCAAAGUAGAUAUGGAACUCAAAAAAGCCUUUGCAGAAUUACAAGAAAAACAGCUAGAAACGUCACAGAAGUUGAGGAUAGCAGACAUUCAGAUAGAGAAUUUAAAAAGGACCAAGCAGCAUGCGUCGAUUACAGAAAGAGAAAUAGGUUCAUUGGAUGAAUCUAUCAAGACUUACGAAUCAGUAGGUAGAAUGUUUCUUCUCACUCCCAUGGACAAAGUAAAAGAAAAUUUAAAGACAAAACAGAGCACUGCAGAAGAAAAAAUUAAAGUUAUAGAAAACAACAAAACAUAUUUAGAAAACUCACUAAAAGAAGCUACCAAUAGCUUGCGAGAACUGGUUCAAACAAAGAAAGAGUCAUAA